Naegleria fowleri is the source of this 465-nucleotide messenger RNA. RefSeq lists its product as uncharacterized. Bases 1 to 465 code for a protein of 154 amino acids. The record is from RefSeq and is a predicted model, not a curated record. NCBI's taxonomy places the organism in Eukaryota, Heterolobosea, Eutetramitea, Acrasida, Naegleriidae. The transcript has a single exon.
AUGUCUUUCUCUGCAUUACAAGUCAUACAUGAUCGAAUCAAUUUCCCAUAUGAAAAGACAACUCCUGGAUCAUUAUUGACCAAUGAUUACCUCUCCAGAACGGAUCUCAGAUGUUCUCACAUUCCCCAACAGUCAACGAUUCCCUCAUGUGGAACUCUUAAGCUGACAAGUACAUUACAAAGACCACAGACUCAUCCUCCAGCCACAUGUUCUCUACCCAAACGGUAUGAACAACAAACCAACGUCAAUCUUGGCUCACUUCAAAAGAUCAACGAAAUGACCACUUACCUCAAUACAAAUCAAGCACGACGAGAAAAGAUCAAUCAUGAAUCUGUAGCACUGGUCCCACAAAGUGCCACUGAAUUACCCUCGCUCACAGAUAUUCUCUCCUUGUAUAAGAGUCCAAAAGAACAAAUCAUCAAGGUACAACCUCAAAGGUUUUUUUUCCAACCAAGUGUGUCCUAA